UGAUUUUUAAUUGGGUUAAACCCACUGAUUUCAGCAACACAACCCCAACCACCUCGAUUCGCCCCGCCUCCGCCUGUGCCCCACACCCCGAAGCUCGCCGCCGACUCAACCUCUCUCUCCACCUUCUCGAUAACUUCCUUGAUCACCUCCUCCGCUUCCUCCCCGACCUUUUUCAGUUUCUUCCUCAAUCCUAUGUCCCCCGUCAUCGACGGCAACUCCGCCGCCUUCAGCGUCAUUGUCGUUAGUUUUCAAUUCGACCUAUUGUUCUCCGAUUUAUUCGUACUCAGCAUUUUCGUUAGUCUUCCUUGCUUCCCAAAGAAAUGGUUUUGCAAUUUGCAUUGAUCCAGUUUCUUAAUUCUUAUUCUUUGUGUGUAUAUGUCUUUUGUUCGUAUAUUAUUUAUGUAAAGAAACUACUAUUUGGACGUAAUUCUUUUCACGAAACUGCUAUCAUUCUGUAUUGGUCAAUGAUUAGAGUUUCUAUUUAACAAUCUAAUUUCAUCUGGAAAUGAAAAGGGGGAAGAAUGAAGGAAAAUGGGCCGGGCCGGGUUUGGGUAUAGCUUGACCCAUAUUCGAUCCGACGCGUUUCAAUCCACUUACUAUUGAUCCGUAUUCGACCCACCCACAUUCAACCCACAACCUGUAAAAACCCGACCAAACCCGCCCAUUUGCUAUAAGUACAAUUCUCGCUAAAGCAGCAUGAACUUGCUUACGUUGAUCAAUUAACUGAUUUUUUGAAGAAACUCUCGGGAGUUUUGUCAAUCUUUGUCGUUCACUCAUCAAUGAAAUUUGGAGCAUUAAUCUUUGAGACCGAGUUAGCAAUUUUGACUGCGUAAUCUUUCUUCACUUUCAGGUUUCAAUCACUGUGGCCACUUUCCAUAUGUAGUUGUUCGGUCAAAACUCAAAUUCCAAGGGUUCCUUUGCUCGUGUGGUUUAGAAACUUAAUGCAACUGUACUAGAAUCAAUUUUGCAUAAUACUUAUCUGAAAAGUAUUUAUGACAAAAAAGAGUCUUUUACACUUGUGGCUAGAAGGAUUUUCAAGAAUAAAUAGAGGGUUAUUUCCCAAAAACAAAAUCUAGAAAAAACCAGAUUAAUUAAAGUAGCUGGAAGACUAAUUCUAUAACAGCAAUCAAAGAGGGAUCAAUGUCAACGACAUAGAUUAUUGAUGGCUGGGAAAAUGGUUGUCUUGACGAUCAGAGGGCUGGAAGAUAUGUUUGCACCUUUAUUGCAGAAGUGGGUUGGCAUAGUAAGAUUGAAGAAAGUACAUGCCCAAAUUGUCAAGUUCUCACUGGCACAAAGCAGCUUCUUGAUGACAAAAAUGGUGGAUAUAUGUGAUAAGAAUGGAGAAAUAGAGUAUGCAACUUUGCUCUUCAAACAGGUGGUUGAGCCAAAUAGUUACUUGUACAAUGCCAUGAUUAGAGCUUAUACUCAUAGCCACUUGUAUAUAUCCACAAUCAAUGUUUACAAGCAGAUGUUAAGAGACGGAGACCCACAAGGUAAAGACCCGAUUUUUCCUGACAAAUUCACGUACCCAUUUGUGAUCAAGUCCUGUGGAGGUCUUUUGUGUCUUGACCUGGGUAAGCAAGUUCAUGUGCACGCUUGUAAAUUUGGGUGGAAGUCCAAUACGGUGAUUGAAAAUUCAUUGUUGGAUAUGUAUAUAAGGUGUGACAAUUUAAGUGAUGCACACAAGAUGUUUGAGGAAAUGAGCGGGAGGGAUGUAAUAUCAUGGAACAGUCUCAUUACUGGGCAUAUUAAAUUGGGCCAGGUGAGAAGAGCUAGAGCAAUGUUUGAGGAGAUGCCAGAGAAGACAAUCGUCACUUGGACGGCAAUGAUUUCUGGGUAUACGCGAAAUGGGUUUGAUGCCGAGGCAUUGGAUGUUUUCCGGAGAAUGCAAAUGGAAGGAGUUGAGCCUGAUUGGGUCAGCUUGAUUGCAGUUUUGCCGGCAUGUGCACAGUUGGGAGCUCUUGAGCUUGGGAAAUGGAUUCACUUCUAUGCAGAGAAAAAUGGGUUUUUGCACAUAACCUGUCUUUGUAAUUCUCUGAUUGAAAUGUAUGCAAAAUGUGGAAGCGUAAGCCAAGCGUGGCAGCUGUUUGAUGAAAUGCUAGAAAGAGACGUGAUCUCUUGGAGUACAAUGAUUGGAGGAUUAGCAAAUCAUGGAAAAGCUCGUGAAGCAAUUGUGCUAUUUCAAGAGAUGCAGAGGGCAAAAGUUGAACCAAAUGAGAUCACUUUUGUUGGACUUUUAUCAGCUUGCACACAUGCAGGAUUUUUGGACGAGGGAUUAAAGUACUUUGAUUCUAUGAGAAAAGAUUAUAACAUAGAGCCAGGGAUUGAACACUAUGGUUGUUUGGUUGAUCUCCUUGGUCGAGCAGGGCACAUUGAUCGAGCACUUGAAACCAUAAAGAACAUGCCAAUGGAACCCGAUUCAGCGAUUUGGGGUUCUCUGUUGAGUUGUUGUAGAACUCAUAGUGAUCUUGAAGUAGCUGUUAUAGCAAUGGAGCAACUUCUAGAGCUUGAACCUGAUGAUGCAGGGAACUUUGUCUUGCUUUCGAACAUAUACGCAAAACUUGGGAGAUGGAAUGGCGUGUCGAGGAUGAGGAAACUCAUGAGAAGUAAGAGCAUGAAGAAGACUCCAGGGGGCAGUGUGAUAGAGGUCAACAAUGUGGCUGAAAAAUUUACGUCAGGAGAUCGUUGUAAUCCAUAUACAGAGGUUAUCUACUGGAUUCUAGAGCUGCUGGCUUUGCACCAAAGCGGAUAUGGCAAUGUGCUUGAAACUCUGUUGGAGGAUGCAAGUGAAAGUAUAUGACCGCGGGAAAGUAAUGGUCACUUGGAAAAGAAUCAGACACGCAUCUAACCGUUCCAGAGAGAUGGCAGAGGAGGUUGUAGGACAAGAUGCGAUCACAAGAGAAUUCAACAGGUGGUUGAAUGCAGUGAUUGUUUUCAUCUCUGGGAUCAUUAUAGGCUGGCGUGGAAUGAAGCUCGAAUGGUAUUUGUCCAAAGACUAAUCCAGGGUCUGAAUCUGGAACUUGAGUUGCUUGAGCUGAUUUUGGCAUACAACUGUCAGUCAGUUAUUGCAUUGACUUGUGUCGUAGACUUGUAUGCCCUCCAGAGGGCUCAGUUGUAUCUACCAUACGGUAGUCUCAUCAGAUACCGAUUGGGCAUGUGGCAUUCAUCUUGACUUGCGUCGGAGACUUGCACGCCCUCCGGAGGGCUCAGUUGUAUCUUCCUUAGGGUAGUCUCAUCAGAUACCGAUUGGGCAUGUGGCAUUCAACUUCCGGAGGCGCACGCGAUUUUGGUCUUGAUUGCCAGUGUAAACAGAUCAUUUUUUUUUUGGUCUAGAUAUUGGACUUGAUAAUAUCUCAUUUGAUAUGAAUUUAAGCAACAUGUAGAUAAAGUUAACAAGUUAUCUGAUGCUUCAUUUGAAGCUGUAAAGAUUGUAACGUCCUUGGAUUUAUGGCUUGUUUUGAGAAAUGUAGUGUACAAGGAAAUGAAAAUUUUCUUUUUGAAAAGCUGACGAUCUAGGAUAUCAAAUAACUCGGGUAGCCAAAUAUAAAAUUGAAUGUUUCAUA
Rhododendron vialii is the source of this 3563-nucleotide messenger RNA. Its product is annotated as pentatricopeptide repeat-containing protein At2g20540-like. The transcript is spliced from 3 exons. Lineage: Eukaryota; Viridiplantae; Streptophyta; Magnoliopsida; Ericales; Ericaceae. Gene Ontology annotation, molecular function: RNA binding; protein binding. Bases 1163 to 2800 code for a protein of 545 amino acids. Gene Ontology annotation, biological process: RNA modification. The record is from RefSeq and is a predicted model, not a curated record.